Molecule: messenger RNA, 846 nt
Organism: Rosa chinensis
Lineage: Eukaryota; Viridiplantae; Streptophyta; Magnoliopsida; Rosales; Rosaceae
Product: RNA polymerase II C-terminal domain phosphatase-like 4
Exons: 1
Coding region: 1-846 (281 amino acids)
Cellular component (GO): nucleus
Molecular function (GO): RNA polymerase II CTD heptapeptide repeat phosphatase activity
Source: RefSeq, a predicted model, not a curated record
AUGAGUCGGGAGAGCAGUAAUGAUUCACCUUCCGGCAGUAGUAAGGCACUAUAUUCUUGUUAUGAUGAUGAGAGUGAGAAUGGAAUUAGUGAUAGGAGAAAAAGGCAUAAAGUAGAGAAUAGUCAUGGGUCGUCCACUACAAAGAAUGAGAUCAAGGAUGAGGAUUUGGAAAAGAUUAAUCCUCAGAGUCAUUAUUAUUCCAAUUCUAGUGUGGGAUUUGAUUAUAUACGCGAAAGAGUAAGGAAUCACAAGGAUGAAAUUGACCGUCUACGCAAGGCAAACACUAACAUCUUAUUGUCCUGCCACAAAAAACUCCACUUAGUUAUUGACCUAGAUCACACCCUGCUAAAUACCACCAGUCUCUCCGAUAUGUCGCCGGAAGAAGAAUAUUUGAAGACCCAAACAGACUAUUGUUUGCAGAAUAUCGAUGCUUUCAAAUACGAGUUACCUCCCAAACAUAAGAUGACCAAGCUGAGGCCCUUUGUCAGAACCUUUCUAAAGGAAGCCAGCAACAUGUUUGACAUGUACAUAUACACAGCUGGUUCACGUCCUUACGCAUUGAAAAUGGUUGAGCUCCUCGGAAAAGACUACUUCGGGUCUAGGGUUAUAUCUCGUGAUGAUUUUAAUGAUAGCUCCAAAAUGAAGUGUCUAGAACUUAUGCAUGGCAAAGAGUCUGCUGUUUUGAUCCUUGAUGACAACAUGGAUGCAUGGACAAGGGAAAAUCAGAGCAACCUGAUACUAAUGCGAAAGUAUCUAUUCUUUAAAUCCAAAUCGGCCGCCUAUAAUCGAAAUUUCAAGACUCUUUCUGAAUUGAAAACUGAUGAGAUUGAUGAGUUGUCUCAAUAA